CCUACAAAUAUUUAAGUGUUUUUAGAAUUGCAUUAAUAUACAUUGAAUAUAUCUAAGUUCAUUAGUAAAAUUAAAAGAUACAAAAAUAUGGCUAAAAUUCUCAAAUUUGUUUAUGCUAUAAUUUUGUUUUUGUCCCUAUUCUUUUUCUCAGUGAAGGCUAUCGUUCCAUGUGAAACUGAUGAAGAUUGUUUAAAGGCGUAUACUAACGAGAAUAUGUUUGGUAGCCUUCUCGUAUGUCGUAAUAAAGAAUGUUUUUUUCUUGUGUUUCAUGAAUAAUAUAUCUUACGGUAGAAUAUUUCAUAAGUUGCCAUUUAAGAUUUAGGUUAAAUGUGUUUUUAUUUUUAUAAAUAUUUUUAAUUUCUAUUAAAAAAAGAUAUAUUUUGAUUCAUACAAAAUUUUUAUGCAUGUAAUUUUAAUCUCUACUAUUUUUAAAAAUUUUGAAAUUUUUUUAAUUAUUCUUUAAAUUUUAAAUUUUUGAAUAAAUGUUUUUAUACAUGUUUAGAAUUUCUAAAAUUUCUAAGUCGAAAUUUUCAUUACUUUUAUAAUUAUCUUUUAAAAUUUUAAAAAUUUAUAUUUAAUUUUUCUCAUUUUAAAAAAUUCUAAAAUUUGGUAAAUAAAUAUUUUACAGUACUUUUAAUAUGUGUGAAAAAAUUGUUCAAAUAUUUAAAAAUUAAGAGAUAAUUAAACAAUUUUUAAAAUUUUAGAAAAUAGGAAGAACUAAAACUGUAUGCAUAAAAAUAUUAUAGGGGCUAUAAUAUGACAUUUUUUUAAUAGGAAUUAAAAAUAAAAUUUAAAAUAUUUAUAAGGACUAAAAAUAUAUUUAAUCUAUAGAUAAAUCAUCUGUGUGUUGCAAGGGUUUGAUAAAAACAUGUAAUUCAAUUAUUUCAAAAAUAAUAAAUUUACUGAUUAAAUAUGUUAUGAAAUAUAAGAAUAUGAAAAUUUUAAAUUUUAUUUUAUUUAAUGUAAUAUUAUUUUUAAAAAACAAGUGUGGACGGUCGCGCCAAACCCACAUAGAUCCUCAACUAUGGCAUCUCUGAAAUUUAUGUCAAUUUCCAGAUUUUGUAUUUUACUUUGUAUGUUGUACUAAAUUGAACUUUAAUUGUUCCUUGCAAUACAAUAGCCUUAACAUUGUGGAGUUUUGUCUUAUAGUGCAAUGACACGACUACAAAUUAUGUUUUUGUGACGAAGUUUACAUCUCAAACAAUAAACGAACGAGGGUAUAGGUCCUAGAAGCGUCAUAUUUUAUUUUUAUUUAUUUAAAACAAAACAACUUUUUUUCUCGACACACAGUUGUUGUAUUUUAUUUUUUUUCAAUUGUUUAGUUAGUAUUUCUCACUUGAUGUCUUUCUGAAUUCCAUUUAUAUUUUUGUUAAUUUUUUUUAUUAGUAUUACCUCGGCUACAUGGUCCAACUGAGAGGUAAUAUAUUUUGCAUUAACAAAUUCAAAAUUUUAUUUUCAACAUCUUAUUUUAAUUUUUUAUUCGAUAUAUUCAAACCCCUCAGUUUUUGUCCAAAACCGACGUGAUAUAUCUUUUAAGUUGUUUUUUUUUUUUUGACAAAAUAUAUCUUUUAAGUGAAUUCCCAGAAUAUGGUGAUAUUGUGUUUUUUAUAUUUUGUAUAUUUAAUUUAUACUGUCACGUCAAAUUUUAAGUAAAACCCACUUGACACUUAUUUUGCAUGAAAUACUUUAGACUACAAUAUAGUUUCUAAUUUUCAUUUACCUAUCAACACACAAACGUCAUUUCUUCACUCUCACUUCGCCAAAAACCCUAGGCAAUUAUCAAGCUGAAUUUCAUCAAAAAUCUUCCAAGAGAUAUUCACCCAACGUCAUUUCGUCAACAGAUAUUUGUGAAUACAAGAUUACACUCAAAGAUGUUUUUGAUUCAUGGCAAACUCAAAUAAGCAUUCAAACAACAAGACGGAAGCAGAAAACUCAAAGAAAAGCAAGCAUUGAUCACUCAUAGGUCAACCCAUUAUGUUUAUAUGUUUAUAGGUUGACUCAACACAAGCAAAACAAGAAGAAUGCAGAAAAACAGCAGUUAGGUCGACCUACCAUCAACCCAGGUCGACCUAAAAUGGAGAAAAAUUCAUAUACUCCUGCUAGGUCGACCCACACAUCAUUUAGGUCGACCUAAAUUGAUGAAUUUUACAUACCAGCCUGUUAGGUCGACCUACACAUCAACUAGGUCGACCUAAUCUGAGAAAAUGUUCCCAGAACGCAUCAGAAGAGGAUUCUGGUCGACCUACUCCUUCAACAGGUCGACCUAACUGGGAGCAAACUUCAGCAAGCACUGCUAGGUCGACCUAACCCCUACAAGAGGUCGACCCAACUGAUCAAGAAAGUUCAAAAAUCAGUUUUUCUUGGUUCCAACUGUUAUGCAAUCAUAUAUAUUGUGCAAGGGUAAUUAUUCAAUGCAACACCAACGACUGAAAGAUACACAAACGCUUCUCAUCUUCGUUCUUCAUCAUCUCCAACACAAUUACACAUAAUCAUUCUUGCGUUGCGGGUUAGUGAUGAGUUCGAUAACGUCCAUAGAACGGAAUUGAAGAUUCCUAGUGGGUGAAGGUUUGUGGGGUUUGUUGGUGAAUAAAAUCUGCGGGUUUUGUCCUCCACGACGGGUGGUUCUUGGGGGUUUUUAUCAAGAGGCGUUCAUUGAGGAUUCGGCUGAGUGUAACGAUUGAGGAACGGGGAGUUCAAGGAAUCAAGACACUGCAGAAGGGAAUCAAAGUGAAGCUCUUGGAUAACCUUGAUCUUGCUCAAGAUUAAGGGGGAAGAAGAUUCAAAGGAUCGACAUAAGUGGUUUAUCGUUUAUCGCUUUGUUAUCUUCUUUGUAUAUACUACUUUCAACAUUAAUGAAAGAUUACCCAAUUUCAAUUUGGAAUUGGGGGCAGACGUAGUCGUAGCGAGGACGAUCGAUGAACUGCCUAAACAAAUAUCGUGUUCUUGUCGCUUUUACUUUUUCAUUUACAUUCUGUUCAUAUUUGGUUAUAAUAGCAAAUUGAUCAACGAUUCGAGUGUUAAGAUUGUGAAUUAAGUUCGUUCAUAAACAUCACAAUCCAUCACACAUUGAAUUACCUUCAAUUUGAUCAUUAUCACCAAGUGUUUGUAUAUUUGUUUCUAUCACUCUUACUGCAUUGCAAACAUUGUCCAUCAUACAAAAAGUUAAUCUGAUUUUCAUAAGAGAAACGUCUUGAUUCUGCAACAUAUACUCUCAUCAUUUACUUCAAGUCUUUGACUGGUUUUUUAAACACAUAUAUAAUCGUUUCGAUAGUGGUUCGGAAUAGACGCGAGUCGAUUCAGAAUUACUUCCGCUGAAAAGUCGUUUUAAAUCCGUAAAACUGUGAACGAUCUAUUCACCCCCCCUCUAGAUCCUAAGGCCAGCGUCUAACAAGUGGCAUCAAGAGCUCUGGUUUAUUUCGUGCUACGUGAAACACUUAUUGGAAAGAUGGCUUCCGGACCUAAAGGGGCUCACAAUAGAGCUCCAGUUUUCAACGGUGAAAACUAUGGCUAUUGGAAGGAUUGUAUGUGUGUCCACAUCAAUGCAAUUGAUAGGAACAUCUGGACAGCUAUUGUCAAUGGUCCCUUUCAGAUCACCAUGACAAAUGCAGCUGGUGCAGUUGUUCCAAAACCAGAAAAUACUUGGGAUGCUGAAGAUGAAAAGAGAUAUGCAUACGAUUGGAAAGCGAGAAACAUUCUAAUCUCAGCUCUAGGAGUGGAUGAAUACUAUCGCGUUUCCCAUUGUAGAUCCGCUAAAGCUAUGUGGGACACAUUGCAAGUUGCCCACGAGGGAACGGAUGAUGUCAAACUAGCUAGAAUCAAUACGCUAACUCAAGAAUUCGAACUCUUCCACAUGGAAGAUGGUGAAUCCAUCAAAAACAUGCAGAAGAGAUUCGUUCACUUGAAAAAUCGUUUAAAUUCUCUUGAUAGACCUGUUUCCAAUGCAGUUGCUACUAACAAAAUCUUAAGAUGUUUGAACAGGGAAUGGCAACCCAAGGUUACAGCAAUAAAGGAAGCAAAUGAUCUAAACACCUUAGACAUCACCACUCUCUUUGGUAAACUAGAAGAACAUGAACAACAUCUUAAAUGCCUUGACAUGCAUGAGAAAAGGGCAAAGAAAGAGAAGAACAUGGAGAAAGAGGUAGAGAAGAAGUCAAUAGCUCUAAAAGCUUCAAGCUCCAAGACCUUAAGACAAGAGCUAGAGGAUAGUGAUACAAGUGAUGACGAAGACUCCGAUGAUGAGGAAAUGGAACUGUUUGUGCGAAGAUACCACAAAUACCUAAAGAAAAAUGGAGCAAAACAUUCUGACAAAGGGUUGAUCAACUAUAGAAAGCAAUCAAACAAGUUCAAACAAGAUGACAAUAACAAAGGAAAAAUCAAAGGUCCUUGCUUCAAUUGUGGCAAAGUCGGUCACUACAAACCGAAUUGUCCAUACCUUGAGAAGGAGAAAGAGAAGAACCAAAGCAAAGGUCACAACAAAUCUAGAAGAGCCUACAUAGCAUGGGAAAGUGAUUCAUCUAGUGAAGUCUCAUCAAGCGAUGAAGAAGAAUUGACAAACUUAUGUCUUACGGCUCAUCAACACAAGAAAAAGAAACGUGUAAGUCAUCUUAAACCUGAACUCGUAGAUAAGGUAUCUCAUUCUCAACUAAAACUUGCUUUUGAAGAAUUGCAUAGAGAUGCAAUUGAAGCUUUCAAACUUUUGGUCUCAAAUAAGAAAAUCUUUUCAUAUCUUGAAUCAAAAGUUGAGAAAACCGAAAAGGAUAUGGAAGCUUUAAAACAAUCUAUGCUAGACAUUCAAAAGGAUAAAGUUGAAAUAGAUCCUACAUCAUGGUUUGGUUGUGAGACAUGUCACAUUUGGCAAAAAGAAGUAAGAGAUCUAAAAGCCAAGUUAGACAAGGCUCUACAACCAAAAGUGACUUUUGCGGUUGAUCCAAAUAAGUUCAAAAGAUCGUAUACUCCUUUAUAUAGUAAAUACACUUUUGUACCAAAAGUAUCAACUAGCAAAACAGCAUAUUCUCAUCAUAUUACCUGUCAUUAUUGUUGCAAAAAGGGUCAUACCAUUGAAAAAUGCAAAUUUAGGAGGAUUUUAGUUCCUAAAGGAGUAUUUCAAUGGUUGCCUAAGUGCAACAAUUUAUGUACUCACCACCUAGGACCCAAUGAAGAUUGGGGACCUUCCACUCUAAAUUAAUUUUGCAGGAAAAGUGUCUUGACAUUGCCGAAAGGUUGUGGUUCCUUGAUAGCGGAUGUUCAAGAUACAUGACGGGAGGCAUAUCACUCUUUGUUGAGUUCCACGCAAAGAAAAAGGGGUAUGUCACCUAUGGAGACAACAAUCGGGGAGCUAUACUUGGUAAAGGAAGUAUAGGUAACCCGUCUACCACAACUAUAACUGAUGUGUUACUAGUAGAAGGUCUUAAACAUAAUCUCCUAAGUAUUAGUCAAUUGUGCGACAAAGACUUCAAAGUAACUUUUACAAAUUCUGGCUGCACAAUAGAACAUAUUAAGAAAAGAGAUAUUAUGUUUAAUGGCACAUGAGUAAACCACAUUUAUAUGCUAAAACUUGGACGAAGGCAU
Messenger RNA from Vicia villosa (hairy vetch), 5568 nucleotides. RefSeq lists its product as uncharacterized. The record is from RefSeq and is a predicted model, not a curated record. The coding region runs from base 3446 to 5185 and encodes 579 amino acids. The transcript has 2 exons. Gene Ontology annotation, molecular function: nucleic acid binding; zinc ion binding. NCBI's taxonomy places the organism in Eukaryota, Viridiplantae, Streptophyta, Magnoliopsida, Fabales, Fabaceae.